This is a messenger RNA of Manihot esculenta (cassava), 495 nucleotides long. Its product is annotated as defensin-like protein 1. The record is from RefSeq and is a predicted model, not a curated record. The transcript is spliced from 2 exons. The coding region runs from base 101 to 325 and encodes 74 amino acids. NCBI's taxonomy places the organism in Eukaryota, Viridiplantae, Streptophyta, Magnoliopsida, Malpighiales, Euphorbiaceae. Gene Ontology annotation, biological process: defense response.
CAGUUUAUGGCAGCUAUAUAUUUGCGCAGAUGAAAGAACGGAGAACUUGUUCCAUUUCCGAAGUAUUAUUACCAGAAAGCUAGGCUGCAAAAUAACACAUAUGGAGAAGAGAUCUUUUGGGCUCUUAUUGUUGCUGUUCAUCGUCUUGGCUUCUCAGGAGAUGGUGCUGCCCAUUGAAGCUAGGGUUUGCGAGUCAAAGAGCCAUCAUUUCAGAGGAGUGUGCACGAUAGCCCACAACUGUGCUAUAGUGUGUAGGAAUGAAGGCUUCUCUGGCGGCAAGUGCAAAGGAUUCCGACGCCGCUGUUUCUGCACUAGGCUUUGCUAGUUUUAUUUGCAUGAAAGGAAGGGACGUUGCUGCAAACCUGUUAUGUUUACUUUGUGUUGCUAAUAAUGCUUGUUCCCUAACCGUUUUGUUCCAAUAUAUUCCUCCUGUUGUUUGAAAAGUUCUCUCUCGUUUCUAUUUCUGAUAUAGAAGUGUUAUCUGUUUAAUCCCUA